AUGUUGGCAAAAACUCGACAAUUCUUCUUGCACCUUCACCAAACCACGGGCAUACUGUUGGAUUUCGAUAUGUUCCGAGCAUCUGCUGCUAUCGCUCAAGAGGGUGCCAUUUCCUACCGCCAUCCAAAUGACCUGAAAUCUAUGAAAAAUGGGUCUCUGGAGCUUCCAGCCAAGGUUGAAAAUUUCAAGGCUUGGAGUUCGACCGCGCUGAAAUGCACAAAACAGGUGAUUGAAGAAAAGCUGGGCACAACCACGCCUACCCGCGAUCCCGAAAUCGAAGCCAAAGUUGGCGUUUUGAAGUAA
Molecule: messenger RNA, 303 nt
Organism: Dibothriocephalus latus
Lineage: Eukaryota; Metazoa; Platyhelminthes; Cestoda; Diphyllobothriidea; Diphyllobothriidae
Source: the annotation of a GenBank genome assembly